GGCAACGUUUAAAAAAGAUCUAUCAUGGCCGUUUGUAGAACGGCGUCAUAAAUACUAUCUGUUUAUUUGUGCGAAAUAGUGAUUUCUCCUUAUUAUAGUGAUUUUCAGUGGCAAGCAUUGAUAUCAUGUGAUUGGUGAUAUAUUGUAAAGCUGCGAAUGUGCGAUAAUGUAUUGAGAAUCAUAUCGCGUAACGAUGUCAAACAAUACAGUUGGCUCAUCGGGGCCAGCUCCCGGCAAAAUACGUGGACCUGGAAGACCACCGAAACGUACCUGCACUUGGUGCGCUGAAAGUAAGACGCCUCUCAAGUACGUUUGGCCGACAGAAAACAGUAAAAAAGAGUUUUGUUCGGAAACGUGCCUAUCAGAAUUCAGGCAAGCGUAUAGCAAAGGCGCCUGCCUUCAUUGCGAUACGGUUAUUCGAGGUAAUGCUCCCUCGAACAGUAAGAACUUUUGUUCUACGUACUGUUUAAAUAAAUAUCAAAAGAAAAAUGAAAAACGGACGACCUCUCCUCACUCCGGCAACGGAGCCAACGGCUCCGAAAAUCAUUCUAAUAACAACACAACUGGAACUUUCUAUGAUAUUUACCAGACUUUUGACUGGGCGGAAUAUAUGAAAGAGACCAAUAGUACGGCCGCGCCGCAGGAAUGUUUCAAACAAGCACCAGUGCCACCUGAUAAUGAUUUCAAAAUCAAUAUGAAACUGGAGGCUCUGGAUCCGCGCAACUUGACAUCGACGUGUAUCGCGAGCGUAGUCGGCGUGCUCGGGCCGCGGCUGCGGCUGCGGCUCGACGGCAGCGACAACAAGAACGACUUCUGGCGGCUCGUGGACGCAGGCGACAUACACCCAAUUGGACAUUGUGAGAAAAAUGAAGGCAUGCUACAACCUCCCCUAGGUUUUCGAAUGAACGCAAGCAGCUGGCCAAUGUUUUUGCUCAAAACACUGAAUGGGGCAGAGAUGGCCCCGGCAAAGGUGUUCCAACCUGAGCCUCCAACUCCCAAAUCAAAUCUGUUUGUAGUUGGACAGAAGCUAGAAGCAGUAGAUAAAAAAAAUCCCCAGCUCAUUUGCUGUGCAACAAUUGGGGCAGUAAGAAAUGACCAGAUCCAUGUUAACUUUGAUGGCUGGAGGGGAGCAUUUGAUUACUGGUGUAAAUAUGAUUCAAGAGAUAUAUUCCCUGUUGGCUGGUGUGCCAGGGCUGGCCAUCCAUUACAGCCACCAGGGCAGAAAAGUGCUACUACACCAUCCAGGUUCAAGUUCCGAACCAGUGGAAUACCAAAUCCAGCCCUACCAGAAGGUGGCUCCACUGGGGCUGGUAAUUCUACUACUAUCACAUCAACACCUGCGGCAACUGUGAGGUUGCAUAUCCGCAGUGGCUGCUCCGGAGGCAGCAGUUCCUUGCCCAGUGUGAUCUCAGGCUCCGGGCCGUCCGGGGCUGCAGAGGCUUUAGCUAAAGACUUGCUCAGUGUUCAUCCUGACCCUCAGAGGUUGACGCGGGCUAUACUAACAGCAUCUAGUAGCUAUUCUAAUAUAAAUAAUGUACAGGUUUCAACAGGGAGUAAGAAUUACACAGUAAAAGUACCGUCAGAACUAUCAACUGAUGAGUUGAAGAAUUGGCUGAGAGCUGUGUGUGAGGGACUGAACUGCUGUUUGGGGAUGAUAGAGAUAGAUUCAGGAGACGCUGCAGGCCGGUCCUGCCAGUUGUGUGGGGAGUCCCCUUCAGAGAGUGUUUCUACGGCCGUCAAGAGGACUACAAGUGACGGGAGCUCGGCGGCCGGCAGCAGCGGCGGCAAGCUGGCGCGCUGUAGCGGGGAGCGCGGGGAGGCGGCGGGCGCGGCGGUGUCCACGACGGGCGCGCCGCCGCCGCCGGGCGCGGGCGCGGCGCCGGCCGACUGGUCGGUGGAGGACGUCAUCGGCUUCAUCGCCGCCGCCGACCCCGCGCUCGCCGCGCACGCCGACCUCUUCCGGAAACAUGAAAUCGAUGGAAAGGCGUUACUACUUCUCAAUUCAGACAUGAUGAUGAAGUAUAUGGGUUUAAAGCUUGGCCCAGCGCUAAAAAUAUGUAAUUUAGUAUCAAAAAUAAAAAAUCGCCGGCAUUAUAGCACCUAGACUUACAAUUAGCCACUCUUAGAGUUUGAAACUAUGAGUUUCCUAAGUUUUACUAGUAUUAAGUACUUACAUGCAUUUCAGCUAUAAAUGCUUCGCCUAAAGUUUCAGUUUCACCUGAAUCUCAGCAUUUUAAAUUAUCUUGUGUAGAUGUAAAAGACAUUGCUGCUACGAGAUUAUAGUGACAGAAAUAUAAGGGUUUUUCAUUGAUAACUGAUAUUACACUAAUUUAAUUGAGUUACUGUUUCACAUAUCCAGCCGAAAAUUAUGUUACACAUAAAGGAAAAUGUGAUGAACUGUAAAGACCUUAUCACAUAAAAAAAUUAUAGGUUAUUCUCAGUUUCUUUGCUGUAGAUUCUCCAGGCAAAAACUGUGUACCUACCUACAGGUCUUUACCCAUAGAUAAUUAUUUUAUGGAUGAAAACAUUUGUAAUGUAAUGAAUUACUUUAAAAGUUUAAUUAUUAUUGGAUAAUUUACAUUUAUUUUGUGAAUUUAUCUACUUAGUCAUGUAUAUAAAUGAGUUAUAUUAAAUGCAUUUAAUGUAGUUAGUACUCAUCUUGCAUAAUCAAAAGAUGUAUUGCAAUGUUUAAUAUUUCUGACUAUUAGGUACUUGAAAUUGUAUGUAUAUACUAACUGUUAUGUUAUUGGCUAGUCGAGCGUAUGCUAUUUGCCAGAAUCGUAGUUCAUGCAGAUUUUCAAUUUCAGUAAAUACAGUGUACAGAAAUUUUAUUUUUUAUUGUAGAUUAGGGUCUUAGUGCCUUUCACCAUUUAGGUGUGUUUAAAGAUAUCCACAGUGUUAACCAUGGAAAUUAAAGACAUGUAAGCGCUCAAGGACACCAAUAAAUGUAGCUGUGAUUUAAUAAUACAAAUGCAGAAUUUUUCAAUAUUCUUAUUGUGUCAAAUAAUAUCGCUUCCAAUGUUGACCUAGCGCCCAGUUGUACUGUAUUACUUUUAUGUUCCUUCCCGAUAUCAUAACUAGAAUAUAAAUGACAUAAUAGUAUUUUAAAUUUAAACAUUUUAAACUGUCGUAAGUCACACUGACACUAUUUAACUACUACAGUCUAUAAAGUUGCGCGUCGCGGUCACGAAAAGUGCCCUGUUUAUCAAAACUUUGUAACUUAUAAUACACGUGGAAGUCCCUUUCAACAACAAAAGCUGUCAAAAAGGGACUUCCACUUGUAUUACAAGUUACAAGCUUUUGAUAAACAGGGCAAAGGUCGCUCUUAAAGUUCGAAAUUUGACACUGUUGUAGUAAAAUAGUAAAAGUUAAUACCUAAAGCUAUGCUUUGUAUAUCUAUGAUAUUUAAUUAUAAUUUGCCAUUUUGAAGUUGUAAUUAACAUGAAUAUUUAAAUAUUUCACCAUGUGAUAUUUCCAUGUUAUCUGUUAUCGUGAUAAAUGAUUAAUAAUAUUAGAAUAAUGUUGAUUUAUCCAUUACGUGAUGUAUACAUUUUAAGUUUUGUCAUGACAUGAUAACUACUAAGCGCGAAAAUUUAUAUAUAAAGCCUGUACUGUUGUUGUAUAUAUAUAUUUGGUAUUACAAUGUUAUUUUCCCGGCGUGUCGUAUGUGUAUGAGAAGUCCGAUUUAUUUUAAGAUACCUAGGUAUUUCCUUUAUACUUUUUAAUGGGCAACUUAAAGUAUAUGUUUGUGAUAUCCGCGUGAUGUGUCGACUGAGUAAACGUCCUAUUUGGUUUAUAAAGCUCAUCAUAACAUAAUGUAGGUAAAUAGAAAAGCAAUAAAAUUAUCCAUAUAUGUAUAAUUCAAGGUAUUGGGUGUUUGCCUACGAUUGUGUGUAUAUAUUAGGACACCAUGUAAAACCAUAGAAAUUGAUGAAAUCUCGAGGCAAAUUCUUUUACAUAUUUUAUUACAGUAGAAACUAAAUUUAUUUUAUGUACAUAAGCGAAUUAAAAACAACAUUGUAUAAAUAAAUAAAUCUAAAGUGCGAA
Messenger RNA from Cydia fagiglandana, 4047 nucleotides. It is a transcript of the gene Scm, whose product is annotated as polycomb protein Scm. The transcript has 5 exons. Bases 194 to 2104 code for a protein of 636 amino acids. Gene Ontology annotation, cellular component: nucleus. NCBI's taxonomy places the organism in Eukaryota, Metazoa, Arthropoda, Insecta, Lepidoptera, Tortricidae. Gene Ontology annotation, molecular function: chromatin binding; zinc ion binding; histone binding. Gene Ontology annotation, biological process: negative regulation of DNA-templated transcription. The record is from RefSeq and is a predicted model, not a curated record.